Messenger RNA from Sciurus carolinensis (gray squirrel), 2119 nucleotides. It is a transcript of the gene Pipox, whose product is annotated as pipecolic acid and sarcosine oxidase. The transcript has 8 exons. Bases 80 to 1252 code for a protein of 390 amino acids. Gene Ontology annotation, molecular function: sarcosine oxidase activity; flavin adenine dinucleotide binding; L-pipecolate oxidase activity. Lineage: Eukaryota; Metazoa; Chordata; Mammalia; Rodentia; Sciuridae. The record is from RefSeq and is a predicted model, not a curated record. Gene Ontology annotation, cellular component: peroxisome.
UUCUCCUCCUGCAGCAUGAUUCUGCCUUUGUUUGCCUUCUCCUUCGUGGGCUCUGUGGCUGUAGGGCUAAGUGGACAUCAUGGCUGCUCAGAAAGAUCUCUGUGAUGCCAUUGUGAUCGGCGCGGGUAUCCAGGGCUGCUUCACUGCAUACCACCUGGCCAAACAUGGGAAAAGAGUCCUCCUGCUGGAGCAGUUCUUUCUUCCGCACUCCCGAGGAAGCUCCCAUGGACAGAGUAGAAUAAUCCGAAAGGCCUAUGCUGAAGACUUUUACACCCAGAUGAUGGAUGAAGCCUACCAGAUAUGGGCCCAACUGGAGCAGGAGGCUGGAACCCCAUUGCACAGGCAGACUCAACUACUGCUGCUGGGAAUGAAGGAGAAUCCAGAACUAAAGACAAUGCAGACCACUCUGUCUCAGUGGGGAAUAGAACACCAGAAUCUUUCAUCUGGAGAACUAAAGCAACGUUUCCCAAAUAUUCAGUUCACCAGGGGAGAAGUAGGGCUCUUGGACAAGUCUGGAGGCAUCCUCUAUGCUGACAAGGCCCUCAGGGUCCUCCAGGAAGCAAUUCGCCAGCUAGGAGGCACAGUGCGAGACGGGGAGAAGGUGAUAGAGAUAAGACCUGGGCUACCAGUCGUGGUGAAAACCACUUCUGGGAGCUACCAAGCCAAGAACUUGAUCAUUACUGCAGGACCUUGGACCAACCGGCUCCUCCGUCCCCUGGGAAUUGAGUUACCUCUCCAGACUCUGCGGAUCAAUGUGUGUUACUGGCGAGAGAAGGUUCCUGGGAGCUACAGCGUGUCCAAAGCCUUUCCAUGCUUCCUCAGCCUGGACCAGGCUCCCCACCACAUCUAUGGGCUGCCUGCGGGGGAGUAUCCAGGGCUGAUGAAGGUCUGCUAUCACCAUGGAAACAGUGUGGACCCUGAGGAGCGGGACUGCCCCCCAGCCUCCUCAGACAUCCAAGAUGUCCAAAUCCUGUGCCGCUUUGUCAGAGACCACUUACCUGACCUGAGGCCUGAGCCCGACAUCAUGGAGCAUUGCAUGUACACGAACACCCCGGAUGAGAAUUUUAUUCUUGAUCGCCACCCGAAGUAUGACAACAUUGUCAUUGGUGCUGGAUUCUCUGGGCAUGGAUUCAAGCUGUCCCCUGUUGUGGGGAAGAUUCUAUAUGAAUUAAGCAUGAAAUUAAUACCAUCCUAUGAUCUGACACCUUUUCGAAUCAGCCGCUUCUCUGACCUGGGCAAGGCCCAUAUUUGACCCCCCCGACCACCAGCUCCUUUCUGUGCACAGGAGCCCUCUGCUGGGGAGGACUUCUCAGAUGGAACAGCCCUGGGAUGUCAUUCCUAACUCCUGCUUCUCUUGAAAUCCCUGCAAACACCAAGUAAUUGAGUCUCUUUCCCUGGCCAACUCCCCAAUUUCAAUGACCUUCUUUCUCCUGGAAAGCAAUCAGAUGUUCUAUCACCUCAGAGUAGCAAGGACCUUUGAGAUGGAUCUUUCAACAGGGAAGUGACACGGGAACUGGCUCAGCAGACCAGAGCCGUUGUUAAAAUUCUCUUCACUGGAACAUUCGAUGAACUCUGGGUGGAUUCGACUAACUCUCCCAGGGGAGGGUAAACAAAAUGAAUUCUUAUAGAUCACUGAUGCCCUUGGGGUUCCCUUUCCUAAAACUAGAGUCAUCCUCCAUCACAAAUUCCCAUAAAAUCUCACCCUAGCUGCACAAUAAAUGUUUGCUGAAAAAGAUUUGUUGAACAAACAAAUAAUCACAUUGCAUGAAAGUCUGCGGUGGGCUUUCUUUUCCAUAUGACCUUAUUUCCUACAGGCUCUAAUUGUCUAAAUUAGCACCAUAGAAUCCAUUACCCCAGGAAUCCGCAGUCUUUAUCCCCUCGAUGCUCGGCACCCUGUUUCUUUGAAUUCUUUGUCUCAUUCUCAUCCUCUCUCUGGAUCUGUAAAGAUGCUCAGCUCCCCAGUCUCUCAUUAAGGUGUAUUGUCAGGUCCUUAUGAAGAUGGAACUGUUAUACCAGAAAGAAAGAGCAAGACACACUCGCUUAGAAACCCUGUUCAAUGUUUGAAUGUUAAAUGUGCCAUUUUAUUAUCAUUAGGAUUGCUCCCACUUAAUGAAACAGC